Messenger RNA from Mollisia scopiformis, 1777 nucleotides. RefSeq lists its product as uncharacterized. Gene Ontology annotation, molecular function: chitin binding. The coding region runs from base 183 to 1376 and encodes 397 amino acids. NCBI's taxonomy places the organism in Eukaryota, Fungi, Ascomycota, Leotiomycetes, Helotiales, Mollisiaceae. The transcript is spliced from 2 exons. The record is from RefSeq and is a predicted model, not a curated record.
UUUCGAACAGCGAUGCCAAGCGUUGCAUAUAUUUUAUUCUCAGCCACCUGUUGCAUUCUUCAUAACACAUUUUCACAUACAUAACCACACCAAAGACACAGACUCGAAUCCUUUUUAUCCUGCACAACCUGCUUCAGAUAACUUCAUCUACGUCUCCAACACACCCAAUCAGAACUAAAACCAUGUCUUUCACCAUGAAAUACACGAUGCUCUUCUUCAUCCUGGCGAUGGUCUCACCACUGGCUCAGGCAUACCAAACCAUGCGCAUCCCAAAUCCACUCCGCUACACCUUCAACGCCUACUUGAACGAUAAUACUACGCGGGACAACUACACAGUUGCCCUGACCGCCGAUCAAUUUCCCUGCAAAGGCUACAUGUCUGACAUGUACACUGAUCCAAACGGAAAUGGAUGGCCGGUAACACCAUAUGAAGCAGGCGAAGCGGCGUGGAUCAUCCUCACGGGUGAAUCACUUGGCGGCAGCGGCCAGAUCUCCAUGUCUGGCAACAACGGCUCUCUCACGGUCAUCCAUACUUUCGAAGGAAAUGUGGGCACGUCCAACCAACAGCAACUAGACUUCACCGUCCCCGUCGACGCGCCUACGGGCACGGCGGUCUUGGCAUUCUCAUACUUCCCACUCGGUAGUAAUGAGGUGUGUGUGUCUUGUGCUGCCAUCACUAUCAAACCUGCCCAGGAAAAUGCUACACUCCCAACUACCCCUUUCGCCUCUCGACCAGAUAUUUUUGUCUCUGACAUGAAUAACUCCUGUACUCGAGACCCAACAAAGGAGGUCAUGUUCCCAAACCCAGGCCCAGACUACACCAUGAAUCACACCGUGCCAAUGGCGUCUGAAGUCAACACCAUCUUCGGAACAUGCUUACCAGUCAACGGAUACGGAAAUGGGGCAAAAGACAAUGCCACUCAGUCCCUCGACUCAGUACCCUUCCCAAUUCCAACUUCCUCCACACACUCAGCAGGAUCAUCCACCGGAUACCUCGUCGUACACCACCCGAACGGACACAACUCCACUCACGGAAGAAACAGCACCCGCCCCACGCACACCGCACGCCCAAUAGCCAACUCAACCUCCACAAUCACAAUCCACACCCACACUCCCGGCACCGCUCCCCGCUCAAACCCAUCAGGAACAUCCAAUCCCUUCGCAUCACUACCCAUCUCCCAAGACGGACAGUGUGGAAAGGAGAGCAGAUGUCCUGCUGGUCUGUGCUGCAGCAUGUUCGGGAACUGUGGUACGGGUGUAAACUACUGUGGGUCGUUCACUUGUAAGGUUGGGUUUGGAGCGUGUUCGAAGUUUGACAAUGGGACGGUGCCGGUGGCUGAGGUGAAGAGAGGUGUAGCGGGGAGAGUGAGGUGGUGAAUGUGAGAGAUACUGAAUUGAAGCUUGCUUUGUACCCUUGAUAUUUGACUCUUUUUCGCGUGUGAUUUGAAUUGAAUUAUAUGAAUUUUUGCUAACAUGCUUGAUAGGCCCGUAGUGUUGCCCUCAUACCUUCGAGAUCAUGAGGUAGGCCUCCACAAACGAAACCCGUCCCAACAUAUCAUCUCAAUUGAGUAUUCACAGAUCAAAGCUCCGAGACUCCAUUUUCAUCUUUCCAAUGUGCACUUAAUAACUUAAUCCUGGAUGACACGUCGCACUUUCCCCAGACAUCUCGAUCCUCUCACUGGGACACUUAUUUCCACUGUCCUCCCCCGAAAUUUCAACCGGCAUCUCUUGAACAGCGCUCAUGUCGUAUCGCUACUAGGUCCUACAGAGAGAUAUCU